GUAUUGGACCAAUGAAAUCAUUUGUAACAAAUGUUUCAAAGAUGGAGGCCACAGUUGAUAAACUUGAAGCUAUGUUCAGCAAAGCUGAGUCAGAUCUGGACUACCUGGAAAGGAAAUUAGACAAUGAAUUCUCCCAAACUCAGACUGGGGAAGGUGACCAGGUUGAAGUCAACCCUGUUGAGAUGUUAGAGAGGGUGGCAAAAGUGAAAGAAGAAUUUGGUGGCAUUGUUGAUGAGACCAAUAAAAUCAAAGAGGCCCAACAGGAAGCUGUAGAAUUUUUCAAAACACAACUCUCCACAUUAUGUGUUGCCAUGACGAAGCUACAGGAACAAAGUGGUAUGGAAAAAGGGGAGGAGCCUGAGGAAUUACAACAAUUGAGAGAAACUCUAGGAAUAGAACUGCCUACUAAUGAUGCUCCGCCCACUUCUCUAGAGACAGCCACACCCACUCAACCAGUUGUUCCACAGUCUGAUCAUCAAUGUCAAUCUAAUCAAGAUCAAUCACCUGAACCAUUACACACAAGUGAACCACAGAAUAGUGACUUAAGGGCACAAUCUAGUGAGAUAAUUCCAGUUAGUUCAAAAGAGUUCAUGUCAGUUUCCUCUUUAAUACGAGGGAGAGUAAAGCUAGAAGAUGUUAAUAAGACAUACCAGAUGAUAUGGACAAGAUUUAAAGAAGAAGGCAAAACAGAUCCCCUCACUCCAGGAGACAUGUACAAGAUGGGACUUAAAGUGACUGGCCAGACAGGAGAGGCAAAAUUAAAGGUUUUAAGGGCACUGAAAAUCGUACAUAUAUCCAACAAAGGAGCUGUUAAACUUUUAUGAGGGACCCUAUGGACACUUAUAAUUACAACUUGGCAAAGUUCCACUAUUAAGAAACUUCGGACUCAACCUUUUGUGAUAGCUUGAACGACAUAUAAGGAUAUACAGUAAAGUUGAUUUUAAGUGACCUACAUAUUACUUCUUAAUAUGCAAAUGUCAAGCGAGGUAAAAGUGGGUAAAGUGAGGCAAAAGCAGGUGAAGUGAGGCAAAAGCAGGUGUAAUGAGGUAAAAGCAGGCCAAGUGAGGUAAAAGCGUGUAAAGUGAGGAAAAAGCAUGUGAAGUGAGGCAAAAGCAGGUGAAGUGAGGCAAAAGCAGUUGAAGUGAGGCAAAAGCAGGUGA
Messenger RNA from Owenia fusiformis, 1160 nucleotides. The record is from the annotation of a GenBank genome assembly. Lineage: Eukaryota; Metazoa; Annelida; Polychaeta; Sabellida; Oweniidae.